AUGGCAGAAUUGAAGCAACCGCAUCCGCCAAAGCUCACCCAGCAACCUAGCAGCUUUUUAGGACCAACACCAAAAGAAGUGAAGGCCAACUUCGAAGCACAUACCAAACGGCGGCGUGCAGUCAUUCGAGAUGAGGCUAGGAGGCUCGCUCGCUCAGCGACUGCUCCAGAAGCAGCGCUGACACGAAGCUUUUCGGUCACCAAGCCGCGAGCAAGACAGCUGUUGAAUGCCGAAGGUGAUGCCAACGGCAAGAUGAAGUGCGUCGCAUCCCUGCCCAAUAUGAUUGGGCUCGAUCAGAUACCCUUCUACCAGCAAAUGGGUGUAAUCCCACGAGAACUCAAGAAUGGAAAGAACGUCAAGCCGGCAGACAACAUCAAACUCCUCCCAGAGUCCCAGCAGUUACUACGCGGCAAGAUUGCCUACUUCUAUCCCAAUGACGAUGUCAGCAUGGUACGGCGGACUCGUAUCCACAAGGUGAUACAGCUUGGGGCAGCCUGGGUGAACAAGUGGCGAGACGAUGUCACACACAUUCUGGUCGACGAUGUGAACCACACGUACACGCAAUUGCUACGGCAUCUUAAUCGAGCAGGCUUUCCAGAGAAGGUAGUGAUAGCAAAAUUCGACCCGUACAUACCACAGUGCAUACAAUUUGGCAAACUCAUGGAUCCAUCUGCUGCACGCUUCAGCGUCAAAGGUGCACUGCAACGAGGCCCAGCAAGUCAGAUGCCAGACACAUUGAUGGCUGUGUCCGAGGCGUCAGGCGAGUCACGAACAUCGCUCCAGAUCAAGCCUAUGAGGAAGCAGAGAGAUGCUAUACCGUCUCAGAAAACGGAUUCCGUACCGACAGAGGGCACACCGAGCCAGGCUGAAAAGGUCGCAGAGAGCCCGCUGCAAGAUCGGGUUGAAGACAGCUUCGUGAUGCCUUCGUCGGAACCAGACGAGGUACUUCAUGAGCAUACAAUCCCCGAUGCAUCGUUUGGAGAUGAGCUUCUUCAGGCUAUCCAAGAAAUGAAAGCAAUUGCGCACCUUCCUAUCGACGACGACGAAGACGAAGGAUCCCCAACUCCGAGCGUUGUUGGCGCAGAAGAUGAGGGUUCGGGCACAGACGAUGAGCCUCUAGAUGAGCCCACCAGAUCUCGCAAGAAGUCGUUUGCGAACGAGAAGUCAGUCUCCACCCGAUCGUCGAAGAAAGGCUUCGACCAAAGUGGGUUCCAGUGUAUGGACCCCAGCACUGGCGGCUACGCCUCUCCGAAUCCCAACGCCCGCACCAUUCAGAUCCUCGAAGAGAUGAGUAGGCAUUACGAUCAGAUGCAAGACCAGUGGCGUACCUUGGCGUACCGCCGAGGCGUAACCAUACUGAAGAAGCAGACCACAAAGAUCACCACCGCAAGGCAGGCUGCAGCCCUGCCAUUCAUCGGCUCCCGGCUAGCAGAGAAAAUUGAGGAGAUCGUUCUCACCAAUCGACUGCGCAAGCUCGACAACACAAAAGACAACCCACUCGACCAAGUCCUCCGUCUCUUCCUGGGUGUCUACGGUUGCGGACUCGUGCAAGCGAAUAAAUGGAUCCAAGCCGGGCAUCGCACGCUCGUCGAUCUCCUUACAAAAGUCAAGCUCACCGACAGCCAGAAGAUCGGCGUCGCACACUACGACGACUUCAACAGCCGCAUUCCGCGCGCCGAAGUCGCUGCUCACGGGCAUAUUGUAAUCAAAGCCCUGAAGAACAUCGAUACGAACUUUGAAGCAACAGUAAUGGGUUCCUACCGCCGCGGCGCAUCGGACUCGGGCGACAUCGACAUGCUCAUCACGCACCCGACCGCCUCGCUCGCACAGCUCCGCAGCGUGGUAUUCCACACCCUCAUCCCUUCACUCUUCAAAGCCGAGUUUCUCAAAGCGAGUCUCGCGACAAUGCGCAAGCACGACGCGAGCGGCACGAAGUGGCACGGCGCCAGCUGUCUCCCCGGCAGCGGGGUGUGGCGACGCGUGGAUCUUCUGGUCGUGCCGGAGAGUGAGAUGGGCGCUGCGCUCAUUUAUUUCACGGGCAACGACAUCUUCAACAGGAGUGUGAGGCUCCUGGCACGCAAGAAGGGUAUGCGGCUUAAUCAGAGGGGACUGUACAAGGACGUCAGGCGCGGGCGCCGUGGAGAGAAGCUGAAUGAGGGCGUGCUGGCAGAAGGCAGGAGUGAGAAGAAGAUCUUUGAGAUUCUGGGUGUACCGUGGAGGGAGCCUCACGAGAGGAUCUGUUAA
Messenger RNA from Didymella exigua CBS 183.55, 2244 nucleotides. RefSeq lists its product as uncharacterized. Gene Ontology annotation, biological process: double-strand break repair via nonhomologous end joining. The record is from RefSeq and is a predicted model, not a curated record. Gene Ontology annotation, molecular function: DNA binding; DNA-directed DNA polymerase activity. Gene Ontology annotation, cellular component: nucleus. The transcript has 3 exons. NCBI's taxonomy places the organism in Eukaryota, Fungi, Ascomycota, Dothideomycetes, Pleosporales, Didymellaceae. Bases 1 to 2244 code for a protein of 747 amino acids.